AUGGCGAAUCCGAGGAGAGUUUCAUAUUCGAAUUCCAAUCAACUCCCAAUUUCAGACCCCAUUAAUCCGUUCCAGUCGCAAACCCCACAAACUGCAGCAUCCCUGUUAAAUUCACUGAAAUUAUUCCUCAAAAAACCGCACGCAGUUCCAUUUCUACUCUCUUUUUUCCUUUUUCUUACAUGGGUUGCCCUUAGAUUCCAACACUAUUCUUCCGAUUCUUCAUUUCGCCAACCGUCGUAUGAUAGCAAUAGGGUGGCUUCACAUGGCGGUUAUGAUAAAUAUUCUGAUGCUAAUACAGUGAAACUCCCUUUGUCUUCUUCAAUUGUAAUGAAGGAUAAGCGUGGAUGGUUGAUUAAUCCUGUUUCACUUGCCUUGGAUGCUGCCAUUUCAGGAGGAGCAAGCUUCUGUGCUUCAGUUCAUUUGGGGGAGAUCCGUCCUGGAGGCAUGAGGGGAAAUCAUAGGCACCACAACUGCAAUGAGACAUUUGUUAUUUGGGGAGCAAAGACAUUGUUCAGGCUGGAAAAUAAAGCAGUUGCGAAAGGAUAUGCAGAGGUAACCAUUGGUGCUGAUGAAGUUGCCGUUGCAGCCAGUUCCAGUGGAACGGCUCAUGCUUUAGUAAAUGCAGAUGCUGUACGGAGCACAUUUUUCUUGGGAUGCCAGGACAGUAUCAUAAAUUACAGUAACUCAACUUCCGAUUUUAGAGUAUGGAAAGAUUUAUAACUUAAUUUUGGUGUCCUCUAGCACUAGUUUUACCGUUUCGGUUAUGGAGGGUCGCUUUGUAUGCAGUUGUUUCUUUGGCUAGCAAUUUAGAAUACUCGGGAAUUGUGGAUAAGGUGAAGCCAUGUACAGAAUGCUUUUAUGGCUCUAGUUUAUCUGUCAAUAUACAUCUGUUUAGGUUGCUGAUUUCGUUGUGAAAUUAUUAGUAUAGCUUUGUUAUGGCUAUGAAACUAUAGUAAUGGUCUUAAGGAUCCGAUCUUUUAGAUGAGAUGUUUCAACACGAUGAGCUGAACUAGAUGGAUGAAAUGAGAAGUGAUUUUUACGAUUAUGCUCAACAGCCUACUUGAGCAAUUUCA
This is a messenger RNA of Olea europaea var. sylvestris, 1073 nucleotides long. RefSeq lists its product as uncharacterized. Lineage: Eukaryota; Viridiplantae; Streptophyta; Magnoliopsida; Lamiales; Oleaceae. Gene Ontology annotation, cellular component: endosome; trans-Golgi network. The transcript has 3 exons. The record is from RefSeq and is a predicted model, not a curated record. The coding region runs from base 1 to 720 and encodes 239 amino acids.